Messenger RNA from Gigantopelta aegis, 1885 nucleotides. RefSeq names its product cytochrome P450 4F12-like. The record is from RefSeq and is a predicted model, not a curated record. Gene Ontology annotation, molecular function: monooxygenase activity; oxidoreductase activity, acting on paired donors, with incorporation or reduction of molecular oxygen; heme binding. NCBI's taxonomy places the organism in Eukaryota, Metazoa, Mollusca, Gastropoda, Neomphalida, Peltospiridae. Bases 122 to 1657 code for a protein of 511 amino acids. The transcript has 12 exons.
AUAAGUUUGUCGGCACGAGAUUUGUGUUAGUGAGUUAAUGAAUACAAUCACAAUGGGAUCCAGGAUUGGGUAAAGGAAGGACAUUUUAUACCACAGUUUUAGGUGUCUGUCAGAACAAAACAUGAGUGGAAUUCUUGUCCUCAUAUUUCCUCUGUUGCUGAAAGCUGUCAGUAUUUUGCUGGUCACACUGUUCUGCAUCAAGCUAGUAAAGAGGAUCCUUCGCUAUAGGAAGUAUUUCUCAUUCUUCAACAGUAUUCCUGGUGAAACAGAUUUUCAUCCAAUCUGGGGAAACAUGCACAAGGUGGGAAACACAACGGAGGUGCGUAUAAAAUAUGUAAAUGGGCUGAUGCAGAAACAUCCACAACUUUUCAGAUUUUGGGUUGGCCCUUUCAUUCCAGUGAUUGUUCUAAAUCAUCCAGAUACGAUAAAGAAACUACUGAAAACUUCUGAACCAAAACCACUUACCUACCAUAUGGCAUUACCGUGGCUUGGGGAAGGGCUGUUAUUAGCAGGGGGUGAGAGGUGGGCUCGGUCACGGCGUCUCUUGACCCCCGCGUUUCACUUCGACAUUCUGAAGCCAUACGUGGACAUCUACAACAAGACUGCUGAUGUUUUACUGGACAAAAUUGAGCACUACUCUAAGACAGGAGAGAGUUUUGAAUUGUUUUCCAUGAUAAGUCUCUGCACGCUGGACAUUAUCCUUAAAUGUGCCAUGUCGUAUGACAACGAUGUUCAACUUAAAGGGGAAAGCCACCCCUACGUGAAGGCUGUGUACGAACUCUCGGAGUUGUGGUUUGAACGUGGAAGGAAUCCUCUGUUGUACCCUGACUGGAUUUACCAAUGGACAAAGGGAGGCCGUCGCUUUCUGAAGCAGUGUAAAUUUGUUCAUUCCAUAUCAGAAGACAUCAUAGAAAAGAGAAGACAGACAUUGUUAGAGAAACGUAAAGAAUCAUCCAGCAAACGCUAUCUAGAUUUCUUGGACAUUCUGUUGACAGCAAAAGAUGAAAACGGAGUUGGGUUAACACCUUUGGAAAUUAGAAAUGAAGUUGACACGUUUUUAUUUGAAGGUCAUGACACGACCGCUAGCGCCACCUCGUGGAUUCUGUACUCCAUGGCAACGAAUCCAGAGAUCCAGAGAGAAGUGCAGGCAGAGGUGGACAGUGUGUUAGAACAGAGACAUCACCACAGGGUGGAGUGGAAUGACCUGUCUCACUUUGAAUACUUGACUCGAGUAAUAAAGGAAGGACUGCGCAUGCACUGCCCGGUUCCGUUUGUACAGAGAUACCUCACGGAGCCGCUGGAGGUUGAUGGGAUCACGAUCCCCACGGGGACGAUGUGUUCCGCUCACAUAAUGAAUCUUCACCACAACCCCACGGUCUGGGAAGAUCCGUCUGAAUUCCGACCCGACCGGUUUCUGCCACAGAAUACAAACAGCAAAGAUCAUUAUGCAUUUCUGCCAUUUUCAGCUGGCCCCAGAAACUGCAUUGGGCAACAUUUUGCUAUGAAUGAGGAGAAAGUAAUUCUGGCCCGAAUUCUUCACCGGUACAGUUUAGAACUUGACACAAGUCAUAAAGUUGCGAAACGCUUUGCCGCAGUAAUGAGGAGCGAGGAAGGAAUUCACGUCUUCGCCAAACCACGAAUUAAAGGGAAUAACUGAGUCUAGCUAAAGAUACAAGUCCAGUAACUCUUACAUGAAUCUUGUGAUACAAGUUCUGUAAUCAAAUAGCUGCAAAUUCUUUGGUAGAGUAGUUGUUAAACCAUCAUAUUUAAGGUUGGUAGGUACUGGGUUCGCAGCUCGAUACCGGCUCCCACCCAGAGCAAGUUUUAACAACUCAAUGUGUAGGUGCAAGACCACUACACCUUCUUCUCUCUAACUAACCACUGA